Eleginops maclovinus (Patagonian blennie) is the source of this 5500-nucleotide messenger RNA. RefSeq names its product WD repeat-containing protein 37. Gene Ontology annotation, molecular function: protein binding. The transcript is spliced from 16 exons. Lineage: Eukaryota; Metazoa; Chordata; Actinopteri; Perciformes; Eleginopidae. The record is from RefSeq and is a predicted model, not a curated record. Bases 171 to 1781 code for a protein of 536 amino acids.
GCUUCAUUAUCUUUUUUCACGUAACGGAGCGUCAACUGUCAACAUAAAAAAACUGCGCUGCUUUCUGGAAGAAAAUGAUAGAAACGGUGACAUUUCCCUCAAUAUCCCGGAAUAAAACGUUGGAUUUUUAAGACUUUCUGAUUGAGGUUGCUUCAGCUUUGUGAGGAGGGAUGCCGGUGGAGAGCGGGAGCAGCGCCGCCGCCCGUCAGGCCAAACAGAAGAGGAAGUCCCACAGUCUGUCCAUCCGCCGGACCAACAGCACCGAGCAGGAGCGCUCCGGCCUGCAGAGAGACAUGCUGGAGGGACAGUCCUCUGAUAACCUGGAUUCUCUCAUCCCAACGGAGGAAUCCAAACUGCCUCUCUCUGUGAGGAGCAAUCUGCUGGACCUCUUCAGUCAGAUCGAGAGGGAGUUUGAAAACAUCUACAUAGAAAACCUGGAGUUACGCAGAGAAAUCGAAACUCUGAACGAUCGUCUGGCUGCAGAUGGACAAGCUUUCGAAGGAGCCGAUUUAGCCAAAGGAGCCCUGAAGACAAAAGCGAGUCAUAGCACGAGCCAGCUGUCACAGAAACUAAAGACCACCUACAAGGCUUCCACAAGCAAGCCGCGUUCAAACUCUUGCCACGCCAGAGUAGGUGGAUCCCGCAACUUCAGCGUAACCAGCUGGGAGUUGUGGGGUGGAGACUCAUGGAUCGUCUCCAGUUUCAAAGCGACCACGUCCAGAGCCGUGUGUCAGCUGGUGAAGGAGUACGUCGGCCACAGAGAUGGCAUCUGGGACCUGAGCGUCACCAGGACUCAGCCGGUGGUGCUGGGUACCGCUUCUGCAGACCACUCUGCGAUGCUGUGGAGCAUAGAGACGGGAAAGUGCCUCCUCAAGUAUAUGGGCCACCAAGGAUCAGUCAACUCCAUCAAGUUCCACCCCACUGAACAGAUGGCUCUAACAGCCUCUGGAGACCAGACAGCUCACAUCUGGAGGUACAUGGUGCAGCUGCCGACUCCACAGCCUGUUGCUGAUAUCAGCCAAACACCCUGUGAAGAGGACGUGGACUUUUCAGAUAAAGACGAGGCCGAUUGCGACGUGGAGGGUUCCAUCGACUGUCCGUCUAUCCGCGUGGCGACCACCACUCUGCGCAGCCACCAGGGCGUGGUGAUCGCUGCUGAUUGGCUGGUGGGAGGCAAACAGGUGGUGACGGCGUCCUGGGAUCGAGCUGCUAACCUGUACGACGUGGAGACCUCGGAACUCGUGCACUCACUCACCGGCCACGACCAGGAGCUGACACACUGCUGCACCCACCCCACCCAGCGCCUCGUGGUCACCUCGUCCAGAGACACCACCUUCAGACUGUGGGACUUCAGAGACCCGUCCAUACACUCCGUCAACGUGUUCCAGGGACACACCGACACGGUGACGUCGGCUGUCUUCACGGUGGGCGAUAACGUUGUGUCAGGAAGCGACGAUCGCACCGUCAAAGUGUGGGACCUGAAGAACAUGAGGUCGCCCAUAGCAACCAUCCGAACUGACUCCGCUGUCAACAGGAUCAGCGUGUCGGUGAACCAGAAAAUCAUCGCUCUUCCUCACGACAAUAGGCAGGUUCGGCUGUUCGACAUGUCGGGGGUGCGGCUGGCUCGACUCCCCCGGAGCAACAGACAGGGUCACCGUCGGAUGGUGUGCUGCUCCGCCUGGUGUGAAGACAACACCUCCUGCAACCUGUUCACCUGCGGCUUCGACCGGCAGGCCAUCGGCUGGAACAUCAACAUCCCCGCCCUGCUGCAGGAGAAAUGACCUCCUGACGCUGCCACUUUACGGUGAAACUCCACCCAGAGUCUGCCUCUUAGAGCACAAACACUUACUUCCCGCAGGAUUCAAACGCAGCUUCAAACAUGUCUGUAAAAACGUGUCACGUUGCAACAGACGUAAAUACUCAAUGCAAAUGACAAAGAAGUGUUUAACAGCUGCCUUUGAGUCUGCAGGCUGUCAGUAUUUAAAGCUUCAUGAGAUCAAAACCAGGGAAAGCAGGGAAGAGAAAUGAUUUGCGUUGUGUCUACUGCUUCUGUCAUUCUCUCUUACUUCAGCCGCCGAUUCAAGCAGACACGCCGCGUGUGUUUCUUUUGCGUUGAGCAAUUCUUCCCUAUCCAAAUUAAAUGGACAACCUCGUUACCACUGAUGAGGAAAGCACGGUUUGUUUAGUGGAAAACUAAACGCUGAAAGCUUAAGAUAAGUGAGGUGGAGAAUUAACGAAAUGUAAUCCGUGCCUCUGAGAGCAGAUUGAUGUGUGGACAACAGUCUGAUGCUUUAGGGAAAGUCCUUCUGUUUCCAACCUUUCUGUCUAGAAGUUCAUUUGUGAUAACUCGCAUUUACCUUCUUCUUUACCUACUCGUCUUGAUUGAAAAAGCAAGAAGCCCCUAACUCUUUGAAUUGAUACUUAAAUAAUCUAAUAACAAUGUUCAGCUUCUGGGAAUAACAAGCGAUCAUUGUCUAAAUCUUGUUAUCCGUUUCAGUGAGCUGUUAAAAGGGACGUUUCCCCAUCUGUUCGAUUAUCGGCACCUGAGAUUAACUGCUAAUCUGUAAUACACUUUAAAGCAACCACCAUAUUAUCUGUUGUUUGUAGAAGCUCAGUUCUGCUCCGCGUUCAGGAGUCUGUGUGGUACAGUGAUGCACCUUUUUGGAAUAGUCGUACAGCGGUUACGAUGUUGUUGCUAGAGAGCGUUGUAGAUUAUGUAAAUGGUCAAUGGUGGUUUUUUUAGCUUAAGGAUUGUUUUCUGCAAAGGUCAGACACUUUUAGGCACAUAAUGGUCCUAUACUGUAGUGAUAUCUAAGAAAUGCUCGAAUUUGACUGCCUUCUAAACUGUGGCUACCUGAAAAAAAUGUGAGUAAUAAGCUUUCCUCUGCUAGCCGUGGUGUGUGUACUCUGGAACUACUGGGAUAUAGUUACUCCUGGAAAUAGAAGUGUUGUGUGACUAAAACUGAAACGUAAGGAGAAGAGGGAAAGAAAUAAGGACUUAGUCCAACAAAAGGAAGCUAUAUUUGAGCUUCUUUAUUAUUUAGGCACAAAACUAUUCCUAACCUGCAUUAGGUUUGCAGUUGUACUUUAUCGACGAGUGGCGGAGUAAAUCUCAACCAAAACCUCUUCAAUUGUUCACAAAUAUCUGAAUCAAAGGCGUUGUUGUUAUUUUGACUGAAACUCCUCCAGUGUUAGGGUUUGACUCCAGUAUGACCUCCCACAUCUUAUACGUGGUGGGUCCCUCCUCCUCUCACGGUGUUGUUCUGGAUCCGUCUGUGCUUCUGUUUCUGUAAAGCCAUGAACCAGCCACUGUGUUUCUAGUAGACAGAAAAAAAGGUGUUAGAAGCUGAUACAUGUGUUGAUAUUGAUCCAGCUAAAGGAGGGAAGGGGAUUCCAGUGUUUCUGUCCGUGUGCUAGUGAAAUCUUUAGUCUCUAAGAGCAGCACCUGUUGAGAUAGUUGUUAUGCAGGGCUGGGUACCCAGACGUAGUACCUAAGGAAUCAUCUAUUUAAUAGUUCUUUUUGGUGCUAACUGAAGUCCCUUUUUAAUGACUAAAUAGACCAACAGUUCUAAAAUUGAGCACUUUAAAUGGCGAGAACACACGUCUCCACCGUAUAUCAGAAAACAGCUGUUCUGAAGGGGUUUGAUGAAGAUGGAAAGGUUUGUUUUUAUCGUCUCAAAAUCGACUUAUUGAAAAUGAAACUCUUCACUAAAAUGACUAAACUACAACAACGUCUGCUUAAAUAUGACAAUAUUUUAGUCAAUAAUCUCUACUCAAAGACACAUUUAAGCAGCUAUGAAGGGAAUAAAAUAGGUUAGAAGAGAAAGCACAGUUUUUGUACAUGAUACAUAUCAAUCACUCUAAUUUCCACCAACACAAACAGAGAAACCCAACAGAUGUUCCUGUGGUGCCCAGCCCCGCUGUUGUACCAAUACUUGACAUGAAUGUAAAAGUAGUUUUUUCCUCUCGCAGUGCCCUUUAGUCUUUGGUGUUGAAAACACUGUUGUGGGGAUUCUGUCUGUGUCAUAAUUGUAAUGGUACUUAAAAAACUAGUGAAACCUUUCGAGGAGUGUCGUGACGCGUUCGCUGUCCCCUGCUUUGCUUCCCCACUGCCACUAAAACAGCCAAAGCUGCAUUGAGGCGUGUGUGUGUGUGUGUGUUUGAGAAGAAAGUCUGUGUGUGUCUUUGCGUCUAAAAGGUGUUUAAUGUUCUCACAAGUUACUGCAUUAAAUGGAUGAUAAGCACAGUCCAUUUCAAACUGAUUGUUUCUAAGUCUAGCUUUAGAUUUAUGCUGGUUUGUAACAAAAAGCUUUCAUUAAAACAAGUUCAACAAAUACACUGACACCACAUUAAAUGUAUUUGGUCGCUCUUUACAGCUGCCUUGUAUUAACUUAGCGAACAUUCUUAGAAAUCCCAAUUUGCUGAAGUAAAUUUGGAUUUUGGUGUAAAAACCUCCUCCUUACGUGCAAGUUAAAGGAGUGCUAUAGUAUAUUAAAGACUUCCUCCUCUAAAGGCAACUGUAAAGUGACUGUCCUUAUUUUAACACCAUAUCACUUGUAUCAUAAACUGUAAUCUAAUGGAAUGUAGCCGGUUUGGCUGCAUGGUGUUUUUCAGCUGCAGCAGUUUCAUUAUUAGCCUUGAUGACUUCAUGACAUGUUCCUGCUUUUCAAUUGUUCUGUUUGGUGUAGAUGCAUUGUACUGCUUCAGUAUGAAUGACAGCGUUCUUCAGUCAAAGGUUUUGCAUUCACAUGAACAUUUAUUUUGUCAUUUAUACCAGAGAUGGCAAAUGUAGCCGGAUGCUACUUAACAAUUUGAGUCAUACAUGUAAAACAUGUCAAAUUCAGACUCGACUUUCUGAAGUAUCAGACUUUAUAUUUAAACACCCCUCUAAACAUGUUUUCAGUUUACGUCUGAAAAUGUAAGAUAUUUUGACUACUGUUGUUUUUAAAAAACCAUGUGGUUCUGCUCCUUUACUUUCUCUUUAUUCUCUCCAGCUGCAAUCAGCAAUAAUCAAAUUAAAAACCAAAGCACAACAAUGCAGAUCCAUGAUGUCCUUUUCCCCAAAAUCAAUUCUGCAAACGGAGUCAUCCCUGGUUUAAACGAGAAACCAUCUGUUUGUGUGAAGGAUAGAAGCUGUGGAUUGUGAAUGUUCAACCUCUAGUUUAUCCAAUACUUUCACUGCUCUCAACUGUUUUUUUACCAACACUGAGCCAUUUUGCUGCCUGCCACGUCCGAAAUAUUGUUCAGUGACACUGUUCACACUCUCAAUAACAUCAAACCAGGUCACCGCCACCGUCGUGAAGCCUCGUUGAACUGUGGCAACGUGUUAACAGUGUUUUGUGUGAUCAAAGUGGCAAAAGAAAACACGAUGUAGUUCUCAGAAGAAAAUCAAAAGCCCUGUUGGAUCGACUUGACAGCAGUUGUGUGGUUUCAAGCUGUGUAAUAAUAAGGAAUAAACAGCUGCUUGUGAAAUGAAAAUAAACAACUUGUGCUGUUUGAA